Messenger RNA from Salvelinus namaycush (lake trout), 4332 nucleotides. RefSeq lists its product as uncharacterized. The transcript has 3 exons. Lineage: Eukaryota; Metazoa; Chordata; Actinopteri; Salmoniformes; Salmonidae. The record is from RefSeq and is a predicted model, not a curated record. The coding region runs from base 1252 to 2184 and encodes 310 amino acids.
UUGAGCGUUUCACAUAAAGACAAUGCAGCUAUAUGGAAUAUGUGUAUUAGGUUCCUACCAGCUUUAAGGAAUAGACUGGUUAUUACACACGGUACCGUAUACACAAUUAUUUAAGCAGAGGAUAGAAUGGGCCCGGACUAGGAGGAGCAGUCAACUUGGCCCUUGUCUUUUGUUUCUGUUAUCUCGGAAGUACGUAAACUGUUUCCGGUUUCAGGUGCGUUCUAUUGUAGCAAGCUAGCGUCAUUUAUUAGCUAGGUUUGCGGCUUUGCCGUUUUGACGUAAAAAGGUUUGCUAGCCACUUAGCUAAUGUCGUAUGGACACCUGUAAACUAUCCCAGUCGAUUCGUUGGAGGAUUCCACAACGUUAAGAUACACAUUUGAUUUGUCAAGCGAACGAGUCCACUGCCAAGUCCGUUCGAUAGCUAACGUUACGUAUACGUGGUCGGGGUCUUUGCUAGCUAGGCUAGCGUCAAACUGUCUAAAGAGAACAAGACCAAGAAGUGGAAAAGAGACUACACACAGUUAAAUUUGAAGAUACAUAUAUGUUCUGCUUUUCGUUAGGCUGAGGAACUCCAGAAAAACAUUAAUUGUCAAGAGUUGGAAGAUUUGCUUGUUGCAUUCCUCGACUAAACUAAACAAUGUUAGCUGGCCAUGUACUUUAGAAAGAACCUUAACAUAUUAUACAUACAUGGCUAAGUAUGUUUGUGUAGACUAGGCCUACUAAACUAGCCAUUAGCUACAUGUCUGUAAUUCGUCGGGGUAUUAGGGAUUCUAAACUAUUUAUCACUCCAAAACCAAAGGGGAUCUUUUGGUAUGGUUAAUUUGUUUGACGUUUGUUUGACGUUAGCAUGAAGCCCUCACUGUUAUAAGAGCAAAAUUAGUUAAAGCAAGGUGAAAGUCUUGGGGACGACAUGUAGCUAGUGAGUACCCUCAUUGGAAUUUUCCCUUGGGCGUUGGUGUUGGUUUCGAUUUAACAACACCAGGUGUGUCAUGUGACUUGUCCUGUGGUACACACUUCCCCUCUUAUCAUUCCCAGUGAUCUCACGGCAAGGAGAGUUAAUUUGACUCAUCUAAUGUACUAUAGCUAGGCUAUAGUCUUAACAAUACCUCCAACAAAAUCCUAAAACGGAAAUAAAUAAUAUAAAGUUUAACCCAUUAUUGCGUUCUCAAUAACUAGUCAUUGCAGUCUCUAAGUCCUUUAGUCCUUCUAAAAUCCAGACAGAAUUAAGGGCACUAAAUUAAGGGAGCUGACAUGACAGCUGUAGUAGGAAGAGUUUGGGGGUGGGUGCGUCCAGCUAUCUCCUACCGGCCCUGGGGCAGCAAAGCAGGACCUGACAAAACCAUGAGGGACAAGCCAGUGACGGACGAGCAGCAGACGAGAGGCAGCUGGGGCUUGGGGGGGUUAACAACCUGGGUUUGGGGAGCCGGACAGAAAAGACAAACAAGUGAACAAACAACAUUGAUCGAAGAGUACUGGGAAGCAAGUGAGGAGAAAAUCCAGUCCAGGGAAAUUGAAGAGCUGGGUGUGGGAAAGCAGGAGGCUGAGGGGAAAGCAGAACAUGGUGACUCCAGAUGGUGGAAUAAGGUUCUGCCAUCCUCACACUUAUUCUGGCCGAGAACAGCUGAACCUGGUGGGCUAAGUCAGAGGAAAUGUGUCAGUGGAGGAUGGGACUCUGACAACGAUGGGGCGUAUUCUGACUAUGGAACCCCUCCACUGUCUCCCACACCUAGCUCCUCAUCAGCCUUCCGGUUCUUUGCACUCGCCUGGAAUGGGGAGAUAGUUCCGGAACACUAUGAGAUCUGCUUCAACCUCCUUCGCCACCUGUUUGACCUGUUGGUGGUGGGCUUCCUGUGGACUGUGUCCCCCCCUACCAAGUUGGUCCUGGAGGUUCUAGGGGUCCAAGGAGGACUGAAGUUGUGGCUCCAUGGAAUGGCCAUGUUUUCUGUCUCCACUGUUGGAAUGGCGGGACUGCUUUGGUUGGUCCAAGAGUAUCUUCUACAGUUUGCUCUGUUGUAUGGCAUCGUGCAAGCACUGGUCAUCUCUGUCAGCAUCAAGCAGAGUGUGAUCCUAGGAGAGGGGGAUGAGGAGUAUGAAAAGGAGGUGGAGGAGGAUGUGGAAGUGAGAGACGAUGGGGAAGUUACAGAGAUGUACUUGACUACGAAAGGAAAGAUGAUCAUUGAAUGAAAGUUUGUUUUGACAAUCAUCUGACAUGGAGGAAAGGGGGAUGUUUCAAAAGCCUGACAUGCAGGGAUUGAGGGAAGUUGUUUUGAGAGCCUACCAAUGCAAAGACAAAGACACAUGAAGAGAGCUGAGCCCAGCUGACACUGCAAUGAGGAACGGCAGAGGCUGGAGGACUUUAGGCUUACACUUCACCUCUACUGUGAUAUUUAGUGGCGCUGAAGCAAAGCACACCCACUACAAUCUUGGUCAUCUAGGCCCAGUGAUACCACUGUUGUCAUCUAGGGCCCAGUGAUACCACUGUUGUCGCCUGGGGCCCAGUGAUACCACUGUUGUCGCCUGGGGCCCAGUGAUACCACUGUUGUCGCCUGGGGCCCAGUGAUACCACUGUUGUCGUCUGGGGCCCAGUGAUACCACUGUUGUCGUCUGGGGCCCAGUGAUACCACUGUUGUCGUCUGGGGCCCAGUGAUACCACUGUUGUCGUCAGGGGCCCAGUGAUACCACUGUUGUCGUCAGGGGCCCAGUGAUACCACUGUUGUCGUCUGGGGCCCAGUGAUACCACUGUUGUCGUCAGGGGCCCAGUGAUACCACUGUUGUCGUCAGGGGCCCAGUGAUACCACUGUUGUCGUCUGGGGCCCAGUGAUACCACUGUUGUCGUCUGGGGCCCAGUGAUACCACUGUUGUCGUCUGGGGCCCAGUGAUACCACUGUUGUCGUCUGGGGCCCAGUGAUACCACUGUUGUCGUCUGGGGCCCAGUGAUACCACUGUUGUCGUCUGGGGCCCAGUGAUACCACUGUUGUCAUCAGGGGCCCAGUGAUACCACUGUUGUCGUCUGGGGCCCAGUGAUACCACUGUUGUCGUCUUAGCACAGUUCUAUUGUUACAGAAUCCUGUUUCCCUCUAGUUAGACUUCUUUUAUGUUCAUUUUGUAUUGUUCAGAUGAACUUUUGAAUAUCUACUUGACAGAUACCAGCACUUUUUUCCCCCAGGUUUCUUUCAAAGCUUAUUCCAAGCAGAUUGUGUUGCUGUUAGUUUUUUGGACAUAAGGUUUAUUUGCCUUGUAUUUCUUUUCCUGUGCCUUAAUAUUUAAUAUGUAGUAGUAUGCCUUAGUAUAUUAUCCCUGUCUUUCUCCAUCAUAAUCAGUGUUAUUUGCAUUGUAAGUAAACUACACAUUGAACAUGUAUUUAUCUGUCUUGUCACACGUAUAUUCCUGUUUGAAAGGUACGCUACAGCCUUAGAAACACAACCGUUAAAAAAAUAAAUAUAUCUUACAAUUGUCCAGUAGCCAGUUUUGCACAAUCACAUACAAACCAGCAGUGAUGCUCAGGACCACUAAAUUCUACCUGCAAGAUUUUUGUCUCUCAGCAUGUCACAAUCUACAGUAUGCAUGUGUAAGAAGAGGAUUCUAACCAGUGGAGGCUGGUGGGAGGAGCUGUAGGAGGACGGGCUCAUUGAAACGGAAUAAAUGGAACGUAUCAAACAUAUAGAAACCACGUUUGACUCCAUUCCACAAUUCCAUUUCAGCCAUUACAAUGAGCCCGUCCUCCUAGAGCUUCUCCCACCAGCCUCCACUGGUUCUCACCCACAAUGCCACUGUAUUAUAAAAGGUUUGAAGAACAUUUCUAGUUUCUACAAUGGCCUUUUCCAGAUAUUUUUGUAUUUGUAGCAAAACAUACAGCUAUCACAACUUCACAGUGAUGCAGAAAGUUAUAUGAUAUACUAAUUGUGUACUGAUAAUGGGACCUUUAAAUAGUGAUUCCUCUCUGCCUUUUAUCUCGUGUUUUAGUGUCACGUUUUGACUUGUUACUCCACGUGUUGUUUACAAAGAAAGAUGUCUUGUAAUGAGAAUGUGCAAUCCCCCCCCCCAAGACAAGUGCUGGAUCACUGUCAAAAUGAUGAGGCAGCAACACUACUACAUGGAAACCCACCAGGGCCACGUUCAGUUGAUCAAACGUUGCAGAUAGAAAUGCGACGAAUAGAGCCGCCAUGACUCCUUGUUCUACGUUUCAGAGAGGCAUGUUUGUUCUACAUUGUAUUUCUAUCGUAACGUUCCACAACGGGUCAUUCUGAAUGCAUCCCAUGUCAACGUUGUGUUUUGUAAAGGAAUGGAUGUAUACAACGUGUUGAGAAAAUAAACUUUGUACCUGAUACUGUC